Messenger RNA from Drechmeria coniospora, 1431 nucleotides. RefSeq lists its product as uncharacterized. The coding region runs from base 1 to 1431 and encodes 476 amino acids. Gene Ontology annotation, cellular component: small-subunit processome; nucleolus; 90S preribosome. The record is from RefSeq and is a predicted model, not a curated record. The transcript has a single exon. Lineage: Eukaryota; Fungi; Ascomycota; Sordariomycetes; Hypocreales; Ophiocordycipitaceae.
AUGCCCUCUAAAUCAUCUGGGCGCAUCGAAAAGGUGCGGAAGAACAAGUACUCGACGCCGCAUCAGAAGAACCAUCGGUGGGAGUCGUUCUCGACGAAAAUCGCAAAGUUCAACUCGCUGCAACCUCUGCGCAAAGUUCGCCGGCAUGAUCUCGACACGGAGGAUGUUUCGGCGACAACGUCGUACUUCCAGAACGGCCUUCAGAAAUGGGGCGAGCUGAACAUCUCCAAAGUCUUCUGCUCCUUCAGGACGAAGGUCUACCCCAUCUCCGAGAGCCUGCCGCAGAUCCUUCACUUCGAGGACAAGAUCAUGCAGUUGCUGGCCGAGCACAUUUCCCUCCACGACAAGGAUGCCCUCGAGCCGUUACUAGAUCUCUUGACCGCUUUUGCGCAUGACCUGGGUGUUCGGUUCGAGAAGCAUUACGCCCAAAGCCUGAGCUUGCUCCUGGCCAUCGCCGGGAAGCCGCAGGAUGUCGAGGUCAUCGAGUGGGUGUUUGGAUCCCUCGCCUUCCUCUUCAAGUACCUCUCGAAACUUUUGGUUCCUGAUCUGAGACCGACAUUCGACGUCAUGGCCGCGUUGAUGGGCAAAGCUCGACAUCCUCAACACAUCGCCCGGUUUGCCGCCGAGUCCAUGAGCUUCCUCGUGAGGAAGGCAGCCGCUCCGUCCCACCGAGAAGUGGCCCUCGCUUCGUUCAUCCAACAUGUCCGAAGCGACAUUCGAGCCAUGGCAGGCGACCGCCAAUUUUCCCUCUACAGAGAUGGCUUGAUGACCAUGUUUGCCGAGGCGAUCAAGGGCACCGACAGGACGAUCCACUCAGUCGGCGGAACCAUCAUCACCGCCCUCAUCGACGCCAUCCCAGACGAGGAGAGCGGGCUGGACCGAGAGCCUGUCUGGGUCGACCUAGUCUGCGGCGUCUUGACCAGCACCAUCCACCACGCUGAUUCCGAUACCUUCACCGACACCGCCAACGCGAUACUGGACACGAUACAGACGCGGAAGCAGCAGCUCCAGGAGACGCCCGCGCAAUGGCGGACGCUCCCUCUCAUCAAGAUCCUUGCCGUCAUGGCGGGUGUACGCAAGGGCACCAGAAUGCGCAAUUGUUGGGACCGGCUCAUGGCCGAGUUUAUUUCCAUCCUUGGCAUGACGGGCAAAUCGGCCCAAGAGAUCCGACCGGACCAGAAGGAUAUUCUGUGGACCGCUGUGGUGUCGAAAGCAGCCACCAUCCUGCAUCAUGCCCCGAUGGAUGCUCUGAUACCGCACAUGGCACUCUUCACCCAGUCAUUGACUCGGGAACCCCUCAUGCCGUGGUUCAUUCCCUUCUGCGCACACUUUUGCGACCUGGACUCGAGUAGAUUCGGGAGUCUGUUCCGAACCGACUUUCAGAGGCAAGUGCUCCUCGACCUUCCACGCGCACCCUCGCGACGAUACUAA